CGUGCCGGUAAAUUACCCGGAUGUGAUAGGCCAUGUGCAGUUCCAUCUCAGUACUUGAAUUGCACCAUACCGCUGUCCUUUAGUCCAGUCGUUAGAUCAUUCCGUCUUGCAAACGUGCACGUUGUAGCAGCUACUUCACCUCACAAAGAUGUUUCGUCUACCAACAGUCAUGAGGCAGGUGAGGCCUGUGUGCAGGGCGCUGGCUCCUCACCUCACACGAGCCUACGCUAAGGAUGUAAAGUUUGGCGCUGAUGCUCGUGCCCUCAUGCUGCAGGGAGUGGACCUCCUGGCUGACACUGUGGCUGUCACCAUGGGCCCAAAGGGUCGCACUGUCAUCAUUGAGCAGAGCUGGGGCAGCCCUAAGGUCACCAAGGACGGUGUGACGGUGGCCAAGAGCAUCGAGCUGAAGGACAAGUACAAGAACAUCGGCGCCAGGUUGGUGCAGGAUGUGGCCAACAACACCAACGAGGAGGCCGGUGACGGCACUACCACCGCCACAGUGCUGGCUCGUGCCAUUGCCAAGGAGGGCUUCGACACCAUCAGCAAAGGCGCCAACCCUGUCGAGAUCCGCCGUGGAGUCAUGGCAGCCGUAGACACCAUCAUCAGCGAGCUGAAAAAGCUCUCCAAACCAGUCACAACACCUGAGGAGAUCGCGCAGGUUGCUACAAUCUCAGCCAAUGGAGACGUGGAGAUUGGUAACAUCAUAUCCAAUGCCAUGAAGAGAGUUGGCCGCAAGGGAGUGAUCACUGUCAAGGAUGGGAAGACUCUGCACGAUGAGCUGGAGAUCAUUGAGGGUAUGAAGUUCGACCGCGGUUACAUCUCCCCUUACUUCAUCAACACUGCCAAAGGCCAGAAGUGUGAGUUCCAGGAUGCCUACCUGCUGCUGAGUGAGAAGAAGAUCUCCAGUGUCCAGAGCAUCGUGCCAGCCCUGGAGAUUGCCAAUCAGCACCGCAAACCACUGGUUAUUGUGGCUGAGGAUGUGGACGGAGAGGCCCUCAGCACCUUGGUUCUCAACAGGCUGAAGGUUGGGCUUCAGGUGGUAGCUGUUAAAGCCCCCGGCUUCGGAGACAACAGGAAGAAUCAGCUAAGGGACAUGGCCAUCGCCACCGGAGGCACUGUGUUUGGAGAUGACGCCGUGGGCCUGGCGCUCGAGGACAUCCAGGCUCAUGACUUUGGAAAGGUUGGUGAAGUGCAGAUUACCAAAGAUGACACCUUGCUGCUGAAGGGAGGCGGCAGCCCAGCUGAAGUUGAGAAACGGGCGGCAGAGAUCAUGGAGCAGCUGGAGAGCACCACUAGUGACUAUGAGAAAGAGAAACUCAACGAGAGGCUGGCCAAGCUGUCUGACGGAGUGGCUGUACUCAAGAUCGGAGGAACAAGUGAUGUGGAGGUGAAUGAGAAGAAGGACCGUGUGACAGAUGCUCUGAAUGCCACACGGGCAGCUGUGGAGGAGGGUAUCGUACCAGGUGGAGGCUGCGCCCUGCUGCGCUGCAUCCCAGCACUCGAUACCAUCAAAACUGUCAACGCUGACCAGACGAUCGGUGUGGACAUCAUCAGACGGGCGCUCCGUAUCCCUGCCAUGACCAUCGCUAAGAAUGCAGGUGUAGAGGGUUCGCUAGUAGUGGAGAAGAUCCUGCAGGGACCACCUGAGAUCGGCUACGAUGCCAUGCAGGGAGAGUACGUCAACAUGGUGGAGAAGGGCAUCAUCGACCCCACCAAGGUGGUGAGGACGGCCCUGUUGGACGCUGCAGGAGUAGCGUCCCUGCUGUCCACUGCUGAGGCCGUAGUCACAGAGAUACCCAAGGAGGAGAAGGAGAUGCCAGGAGGCGGCAUGGGAGGCAUGGGCGGCAUGGGAGGCAUGGGAGGCGGCAUGGGUUUCUAAGCCAAUCCUCCUGACUCGCUGUACAGACUAAUAGGCAGAGUGGUGCUGAGGAGCACAACGAGAAACCCUCCCACCUUCACCAAACUCUGCCCACACCGACGGACUGACUGGCCAUGAGUAUGUUGGAGCUGCAAAUGGUUGAUGACCCCCUCCCCUCCCCACUAACUUCACACGAUUCUGCCUCCUUCCUCUUUGUCUGGGUUUCUGGAGGAGCCUGACUCCGUGCCCCUCUGUCCCGUUCACCACGCUAUGGGAGCCCAUCAAGCCCAAUUACACCACAGUCCCCUUCACACCUCUAAUGGCUCUGUUCAAUCAACCAUCAACAUCUGCACAAAACUCAUGUGAAACACUCAACAGAAAGAAGAAUGCUUAUUCAGAUUUACGUACAGAUUUGAUCUCUGUAAGAAGUAGUAAAGUGGUCUAAGAAGAAACUAACAUAGUACACAUAAUGAUGACGCUCUAUUACUGCAAAGAGAGCAGGGCUUGAACGAGAAAAGAUGCCUAGCCAGGAUUGUGUCACUGUCCUUUAUUUUUGUCAUAGUAUUUUGUUAAUUGUUUUGUUUUUUUAUAUAUAUAUACAUCUGUCAUGUUUUGUUUCCCCCAGCUAAUAUAUUAUGUGGGUUAAAAUCUGUCAUUUGAUUUAAUUAAACCGAUUUUUUCUUACAGAGCUUUGAGCGUUUUCUGCGACUUGUCUCUGAAGUGAUAUUACAUUGUAUGUUUGGUGAUGGUGCCACUUGUACAUGACCACAAUUGGAUGAAGAGUGCCUAAAUGACCAGAGUAUCAUCAGGGGCCUGUUUAAAACCAUGUUUAAAUAAUGUUUACUGAGAUGUCUGGCGCUGUGAGGGUUUGUUUUUUUUCUUCUUCUGACCGCCAGCCUUUACGUCGUCGAUGAUCUUCAUAGGGUCAGCUGAAUAUUGAUUUCACAAUAUAUGGCUGAUCGUAUGUGAGCUGGGAGGUGUGGGGCUCAAGUUACAAACCAGUUCGGGCCAUUCAAGGUCUCAGCUACAAAGUCUAAAUGUGAAAUGUGUGUGUCCUUGUGCGGUGAAACAUUGACCUUCAUUUGUGUGACGCGGCUCACACGUCUCCCCUCAUACGCUCUGCUUUAACGACAAGAAAACUCCACACAGUAAUAUUACCGAAAACAAAACACACAGUAGGUGGUGUUUCUACUCCAGGACAUUAUUCCUUUGCAAAAUGGCAAAUAACAGUAAUCAUUCGACUUGUUGUUUUGUACAAUGUGGACAAUGAUUAAUGGUGAUUUUUCUUUUUUAAUUUAAUAAAUUCAAUUGUUCAGA
Messenger RNA from Siniperca chuatsi (mandarin fish), 3175 nucleotides. It is a transcript of the gene hspd1, whose product is annotated as heat shock 60 protein 1. Bases 149 to 1879 code for a protein of 576 amino acids. Gene Ontology annotation, cellular component: mitochondrial inner membrane; mitochondrial matrix. The record is from RefSeq and is a predicted model, not a curated record. NCBI's taxonomy places the organism in Eukaryota, Metazoa, Chordata, Actinopteri, Centrarchiformes, Sinipercidae. The transcript is spliced from 11 exons. Gene Ontology annotation, biological process: protein refolding; positive regulation of T cell activation; apoptotic mitochondrial changes. Gene Ontology annotation, molecular function: ATP-dependent protein folding chaperone; protein-folding chaperone binding; ATP binding.